UUAUUAUUAUGUCACCAAUGAUACCAGGGACAACGUUUAGCAAAGGCAAUUUCAACAGAAUUGGGUGUGAAUUACAAAACAGAAAUUUUAAUGAGAACCUAGAACAAGAUUAGAUCCUACGAUCGUAAACAAAUGUACCAAUGCAUAAGGCGUCUUACGAUGGAAGAUUUGAUCAGGGGUGUCCUUUACGUCACGAAAACGUCAACCUUUUUAUCAACAAGGAUAAAGCGAUGCCUCUAUAAACGAGUUGGAUAGAAUCGGCGAGUACCAUGAACAAUCUCAACUGGAACAGAUGGCAAUACUACACUUCAUUCUGCCAACUCUACUAGAUCUUCAGUCGUUGACUGAAGAUUGGUUGAAGAUUGGUACCAAUCUUCAGUUAACGCUGCUAGUAACUUCUAGCAUUGGUUCUAGCAUUCCGUACACAGAGUCGCGUUCUUGAAUUGAUGUAAUCCUGAAUUAAAACAUAACCUUAACAAAUAAACCGAACGUUAUCCCACGUGAGGUAACGAAGCACGUUGACUUGGAAGAGUCAUAUGCUAAUCCAUCAAAAUGGGUAAAAAAUCGAAAAUUGGAAAGCAGCGGAAGGAUAAAUAUUAUCAAUUGGCUAAAGAGACAGGUUUUAGAUCUCGUGCUGCGUUUAAAUUGAUUCAACUGAACCGCAAAUUUGAGUUCUUGCAAAAAUCAAGAGUAUGCAUCGAUCUUUGCGCUGCACCAGGAGGAUGGAUGCAAGUAGCAAGGCAAAAUAUGCCAGUAUCAUCAAUUGUUAUUGGCAUAGAUUUGUUUCCUAUAAAAGCAAUACCUGGCUGUAUCAGUAUCACUGAGGACAUUACCACAGAUAAAUGUCGAGUGGCUAUAUCACGAGAGUUGAAAACAUGGAAAGCUGAUGUAGUGCUGAAUGACGGAGCCCCAAAUGUUGGUAAAAAUUGGCUCCAUGAUGCCUAUCAACAGGCGUGCCUCACUCUUUCAGCUCUCAAACUUGCCACACAAUUUCUCAGGCCUGGGGGAUGGUUCAUUACCAAAGUAUUCCGGUCUAAAGAUUACCAUCCUUUGGUGUGGGUUCUGAAGCAGCUGUUUAAGAAGGUACAUGCCACCAAACCACAAGCCUCUCGUAAUGAAUCAGCUGAAAUAUUUGUCGUCUGUCAAUAUUACGUUGCUCCAGACAAACUUGAUCCCAAGUUUCUGGAUGCUAAAUACGUGUUUUCAGAAUUAGAUGUUGAAUCUAAAAAUAAGCUGAACGUUUUCCAUCCUGACAAACAAAAAAAAGCGAAGGCUGAGGGAUAUCCAGAGAAUGAUUAUACAUUACACCACAAAUUAUCCGUAAUGGACUUCAUUACACACGAAAGUGGAAUUGAAGCUUUGCAAAAUGCAUCAGAAAUUGUUAUUGAUGAUGAGAAAAUAGCCUCGCAUGCUAAGACGACAAAAGAAAUUGUUGAGUGCUGUAAGGAUAUCAAAGUAUUAGGUAGGAAAGAGCUGAGGGCAUUGCUUGCCUGGUGGAAACUUUUAAAAGAAGAAUUUUGUAAGUCUGAAGAAGAAGUGCCAACCGACGAGAAAGAUGAGAGCACAUUAGAAGUAGCACCUAUUACUUUGGAGGAUGAAGAGGACAAAGAAAAUGCGGCAAUCGAGGAAGAAAUUGCGGAACUCAAGGCAGAGGAAAUGAAAGAAGCGAAAAGAAAGAGAAAAAAAGCUAAUAAAGAGAGACAGAAAUUAAAUGAACGACUCAACUUGAAAAUGGUCCACAGAGGAGAUGAGGGGCCCAAGCUCGAAGGAGAUGAUAUGUUUGAUCUAAAAGAAAUAAAAACACACCAACAUUUAAAUACUGUUGUAGACCAAAACCCUGACAUUGUCGCAGAAAGUGAACCAGAAUCUGAUGACGAAAAUUUCUUACCAAAGAAAGUCAAAUAUGAUAAGGAUGCAGGGCAUUUGGAUAGCUCCGGAUUGUAUUAUAAGUCAGAAGAUAGUGAGCCGGAAGAUUCAGAUGCAGAAACUUCAGAUAGCGAUAAGUCUGGGCUAGGAUUCAGUGAUUCUGAAGAGGAAGGUUUGCCAGUUAAACCUACAAAAAAAACUGUGGCUGGAGAUUCAGAAAAUAAUCCACUAAUCACAGAUUUAGAUCAAAGAGAUAAAAAGUCAAAGAGAACUCAGAAGGCUGAGUUGUGGUUUGAAAAAGACGUUUUUAAAAAUCUGGAAAAUGAAGAUGACGAAGACUUUGAGUUGGAUAAAAUGGCGGAAGAAUUAAAGAAGAAAGGAGGCACCAUAAUUGGUGAAGCUAAGCCAACUGCAAAGAAAGGGAAGAAUAAGAAUAACAAGAAUGAGGAGAGUGACGAAAACGGAAGCAGUGACGAUGAAAAUUCGGAUUAUGAUACAGAAGAAAUGAUGGCCAAUGAUAAGAAGGCCAAAAAAGUAUCCGGAAAAAAUGGUUUCGAAAUCGUCAAAAAAGAUGCCCUUGUCAAAAAGAAGAGUAAAAGAAAAUUAACAGAAGAGGACUUAGCGCUGGGCUCAUUGCUGGUACAGAGCAAGAAGGCACGAAGGGAUCUAGUAGAUGCUGCGUGGAACCGUUACGCGUUCAACGAUGAAAAGCUCCCAGAAUGGUUCGUUGAAGACGAGCAAAAGCACAUGAAAAAGGAGGCACCUGUUCCUCAAGAAGUGGUAGAAGAGUAUAAGAAAAAAGUGGAAGACCUUAAUGUUAGACCGAUAAAAAAAGUAUUGGAAGCUAAAGCGAGGAAGAAGAAACGGGCUGUACGAAGGCUUGAAAAAGCAAAAAAAAAGGUUGAAUCACUUAUGGAUAACAUAGAUCUCAGCGAUCGAGAGAAGGCGAAGCAAGUGAAAGCAUUGUACAGGAAAGCACACAAGGAGCCGAGGAAGGAGGUGACGUAUGUUGUUGCCAAAAAACAUUCUAUGCAGAAGCGAGCGAUAAGGCCAGCAGGUGUGAAGGGUCACUACAAGGUCGUGGACCCUAGAAUGAAAAAAGAUUUGAGAGCCGCUAAAGCCAAAUCAAAGACAAAGGGUCGUGGGAAGAAUAACAAAGGCGGUGGCAAACCACCAAGGGGGAAACCGAAAGCAGCUAAAGGCAAGAAGGCUAAAUAAUUGGAAUUUAAGUUCGGUCGUAUAAGUUUUUCACAUCAUACUUUGUAAUUAAUUGUUAAAUAUUCAAUAUAAAGAAACUAUGAUGAAAUAAGAAUACGAAAAUAGUUUUGUAAAACAUCAACUAACGUGUAAAUGUAAAAAAAAAUGUUGUGAGUGUUACUCGUCAGUGACGGAUGUUACUCGUGAAUGUAAGUUCGGAUGAAUAUCAAUAAAGUCAUGAACUGUUAAAAACAA
This is a messenger RNA of Athalia rosae (coleseed sawfly), 3318 nucleotides long. RefSeq names its product pre-rRNA 2'-O-ribose RNA methyltransferase FTSJ3. Bases 553 to 3084 code for a protein of 843 amino acids. Gene Ontology annotation, molecular function: rRNA (guanine) methyltransferase activity; rRNA (uridine-2'-O-ribose)-methyltransferase activity. Gene Ontology annotation, cellular component: preribosome, large subunit precursor; nucleolus; nucleus. Lineage: Eukaryota; Metazoa; Arthropoda; Insecta; Hymenoptera; Athaliidae. The transcript has 7 exons. Gene Ontology annotation, biological process: maturation of LSU-rRNA from tricistronic rRNA transcript (SSU-rRNA, 5.8S rRNA, LSU-rRNA); maturation of 5.8S rRNA from tricistronic rRNA transcript (SSU-rRNA, 5.8S rRNA, LSU-rRNA); rRNA methylation. The record is from RefSeq and is a predicted model, not a curated record.